Messenger RNA from Paraglomus brasilianum, 942 nucleotides. Lineage: Eukaryota; Fungi; Glomeromycota; Glomeromycetes; Paraglomerales; Paraglomeraceae. The record is from the annotation of a GenBank genome assembly.
AUGUCCUCCCACAGACGUAAAUCCAAGCGGCAGAGAUCGAAUACCAGCCCAGUGAACCGGGACAACCAAGACCAAGAGAAAAGGUCACGCGUAUUAGCUCAGAUAAAAGCCUUGGAAUCAGAGAUUGCUGAAUUGCAAACUGAAAUCGACGAGAGAAGAAAGAAGCGAGCACGCUCGAACAGCAUGGAUGAAGCAUUCGAUAUGAAGUUCCUUCUAACUUACAGUCAGAUGUGUGGCAGCCAACGAGUGCCAUUGGAAACGAUUCGAAAGAGAUCGCAGUUAUAUUCUACGAAUCCUCCUCCGCAACAAGCUCUUCCAUCGUCUAGCUUCGCUGGUCAAUCGGAAACAUCUUUAUCUUAUCUGCCUUAUGGAAUGUACUCUAAUAACGUUCCGAUUCUCAAUAAUGACGAAGGCUUCGUCUUACCUUUACACAAAGAGAUACGGAGACUAAUUAGACAGUGGGGUAAUACAGGAGCGGGAGAAAUUGAUGAUGAUCAACCUAUGAUAUGUCAUCGAGAUUGCUGCGUCGCGAGGCUACGAGCAGGACUAUUAAAAGACUAUCUAAUAAAGCCGGAUCAAUAUCAAGCUUCCCCGGACACCCACGCAAUGUCAGACAGUUUUAACGACGCAACCGACUUUUCAGAGUCUACUCCUCGCACGCAUCCCUGUCCAUAUCAUCCCUCUCCCUCUCAUCACCUUCAGCUUCGUCCUCUUGCAUUUCUCAUACUCGCGCCCAAUCACGUCAAAUUCUCAAAUUGGACCCUCGAGACUCCUCCCGUUCGAGUGGGACGACAAGUUGAUCGUCCAUUGGAGGCGAAUGCUGUGUCCAGCUGGUCGAUGGAUAAUCUUACGAAUAAUAACCCUGUCAGGACUAUCGAGCAACGGUUGGAAACCAAACAAAUUGGGAUCGAGCCUUACAGACUAGUAUUACGGAUAUGUUGA